Messenger RNA from Priapulus caudatus, 5865 nucleotides. RefSeq lists its product as uncharacterized. Gene Ontology annotation, biological process: DNA integration. Lineage: Eukaryota; Metazoa; Priapulida; Priapulimorpha; Priapulimorphida; Priapulidae. The record is from RefSeq and is a predicted model, not a curated record. Gene Ontology annotation, molecular function: nucleic acid binding. Bases 1 to 5865 code for a protein of 1954 amino acids. The transcript is spliced from 2 exons.
AUGGAAGGUCAGGAGUACGAGAUGGAACGGUGCUCAAAGCGUUUGAACGCCGCUGUCACGAAGGUGAACUUGUUGCUGGAGAGUAUUACCAUCAGUAUCAGCAAUGGUACUAAGGAUGUGGGCAGUGUUCGAAGGGAAUAUGGAACUUGGCUGAAGGCCUAUGAGCAGUCGCUCGUUGUGCAAGAGGAGUACCAAGCCCACAUGGACGGAGACGGUAAGGUCAGGGAAGAUGAGAACUCUGGUGAGGCCAAUGAGCAGUACCGUAAGUUCAAGGCCAAGGUAGAAAGGUGGUUGUUAGAUAAUGAAAAGCAGGAGCCUAUGGGCUUGGACUCUGAUCAGGAUGAGCAUCAUGUUAGUGCCUCACAAUCUGGCAGUAGGGGUUCAGGUAGUAGCGGAGGUAGCUCUAGGCUGAGCGAGAUGAUGGUUAAGGCCGAACAGGAAAAGGCAGAAAUUAUGGCGAAAACGGCGGCCUUGAAAGAAAGGCGUGAAAUGGAACAGGCUAAGGUGGACUUAACAAUGAAAGAAGAGGAGCUUGAGCUUAAGGUUCAGUUGGCUGUGGCGGAGGCAAAGGCAAAGGUUUUGGAGAACUUUGGUUCAGCUGCGUCGCAUUACUCACGAGUCUCUAGUAGGUCACGUAGGAGUCUGACCCAAAAACCGAAACUGGCGGAACUUGAUAAACACGCGAAACCCGAGACCGCCGCCAAUGUCACAGACGCGUCGGCCACGUCAAUCGCAGAAGUGGCUAGGGAACUGAAGAAACCGCAGGCUGAGAUUCGAAAAUUUAGUGGGAGUCCUUUAGAUUACCGGAAAUUCUUGAGGCAAUUCAACUCGAGAAUUACCGCAUACACGGAUAACGACGAUGAACGCCUGUGUUUCUUGGAACAGUACACUACAGACGAGGCACGCAGAAUUGUUCAGGGUUAUUCGCAUCUAGCUGGAUCCGUUGGUUAUAAGGCAGCACUACAGGAGCUGGAGACACGCUACGGUGACCCUGAGGUGAUAGGCUCUGCCUAUGUGCAGAAGGUACUGCGCUGGCCAAGCAUCAAGCCUGACAAUCCUAAGGCAUUGGACGAAUACGGUAUUAUACUGAUGGAGUGUCAACACGCUGUGAAGGAUGUCCAGGGUGACACUGUUUUGGAUUUUUCUGAGAACUUGAAGCGUAUUGUAGGCAAACUACCCUACUUUAUGCACGACAAAUGGCGGACCAACGUUAUGAAGGCAAAGGAAGCCAGGAAAACUGUCACAUUUAGCCAGUUAGUGGAGUUUGUAAGAUGGGAAGCGCGUAAGGCAAAUGAUCCGACGUACGGGCGUGAGGCUAUGGCGUAUUUGGGCAGCGCCACCUCUUUCGCUAAACCAGCUAGCAAACCGGUGCCAGGCAAACCAUUUCGGGCAAGGGGACUGGCCACUGGCUUAGGGAAUAGUCCUGGUAACCCUGGUAACAAGGAAAGUUGCUUGAAGUGUGGUGAGGGCCACACUCUGAAAGACUGUGUCAGGCUCAGAGGUGAAGCGCACGAAAAGAAGAUCGAGUUUCUGAAGUCUAAAGGGCUUUGUUUCAGUUGUUUGGGAUACGGACACCAAAGCAAGUUUUGUAAGAGGCGCUUGGCCUGUUCAACGUGCCAUAAGCAGCACCCAACACUGCUCCACAGGAGCUUUGUUGACGAUUCGAAUGGUAGUGGCGUCGGGUGUAAACCUGUGGGGUUUGUGGCUACUAACACUUGUUGUAGUCCUAUGGGGGCCGGGGUGAACAAGGUUGCAAUGUCAAUCUUGCCGGUUCGAGUGCGGAUGGAAGGAAGUGAGGCAUAUGUGGAAACAUACGCAGUCUUGGACUCUGGUAGUACUGCUACUUUCUGCACAGAGCGGCUCAUGUGCUCGCUUAACGCCACAGGUACCAAGACCACGAUUUUGCUGAAAACGAUGGGCAACGAGUCAAACACAGCCGUGACCGAGGUUAGCAUGGUACGCGGAAUGGAAAUAGCUACGUUAGAUGGGGACCAGGUGGUAAAGCUACCGCCAGUCUUGUCGCAGGCCACCCUACCCUUUAGUGAGGAGGACAUUGUGUCAGAGGACGAUGUGAAACAGUGGCCCUACCUGCAGGGUGUUCCCUUGCGAAGGCCUGCGGGUGAUGCAUGCGUAGGGCUUCUAAUAGGCAUUAAUGCGCCACAGGUUAUGGAACCUUACGAGGUUAUCCCUAGUGAAGGGGAUGGACCCUUCGCUGUACGCACCAAGUUGGGUUGGGUUGUGAAUGGGCCGUUGUGUACGACGGCUAGGGCCAACAGCAUUGUGGUUCAUUCCAAUUUCGUUCAUGCUUCGUCCAUGACGUCGGAGGCCGAAUUGAAUGAGACAUUGAAACAACAAAUGAGCUACGACUUCAGUGAGCGUACUGGUGCUGUGGAUGAUGUGGAACAGUAUUCGAGGGAGGAUAGGAGAUUCCUGGACUCGGUGUCACGGUCCAUCAAGUUUGAGGAAGGGCAUUACACAAUAGGGCUGCCCUUUAGAUCGCUGGACGUUAGUAUGCCCAACAAUCGGGCCCAGGCAGAACAGAGGCUGAAGGGGUUAGGUAGAAGGCUAGAACGCGAUCCCGAGCUCCACGCGGACUAUUGUGCGUUUAUGGAAAAAACCUUAAGUCAUGGGUACGCGCGUGAGGUCACCGGUGACCCGAUUCCACAGCCUGGUCACACAUGGUACUUGCCACACCACGGUGUGUACCAUCCGCAAAAGCGCAAACUGCGAGUGGUGUUUGAUUGCGCAGCAAGGUACGGCGGCACGUCGUUGAAUGAUCAGCUUCUAUCUGGGCCAAACUUGACAAACAAUCUAGUGGGUACCCUGUUGCGCUUCAGGGAACAGGAAGUGGCGGUUGUUGCCGACAUUGAGUCCAUGUUCAGUCAAGUCCGUGUGCCACUGGUGGAUGCAAGCUUUCAGCGAUUCUUGUGGUGGCGUGAUGGGAACUUGGCUGGUCCAGUGAUCGAGUACCAGAUGGUAGUACAUUUGUUCGGCGCCACGAGCUCGCCGAGUUGCGCCAGUUAUGCGCUGCGAAUGGCUGCGGACGACGGUGAGAUUGAGUUUGGAAAGGCCGCUGCUGAUACGAUACGCAAGAAUGUGUACGUGGAUGACUGUCUCAAGUCCGAUGGCACCGUGCCAAAGGUUGUCGAGCUGCAUGGCAAUGUGAAGGGUAUGACUAAAAGUCGUGGAUUCAAUAUGACGGCAUGGCUGAGUAGUGAACGUGAGGUGAUGGAGUCCAUUCCUAAUAAGGACUGGGCCAAGGGCGCGAAAUCCCUGGAUCUAGAUUGCGACAGUCUUCCGGUUGACCGCGCAUUGGGUGUCCAGUGGGACGCGGAGUCGGAUCAGUUCAUGUUCGAUGUCGAUCUUAAGGAGAGGCCAGUGACUCGAAGGGGAAUACUAUCCAUCGUAAGUUCGAUUUACGAUCCCCUAGGGUUUUUGGCCCCUUGCGUGCUGAAGGCCAAGUCGCUGUUACAAGAGCUGUGUCGGCUAAGUCUCUCUUGGGAUGAGCUUAUUCCCAAGAACUUGGACGAUCAAUGGAACAGGUGGAGGUCGGAACUGGAAGACCUGUCGUCUUUCAGAAUCAGUCGGUGCAUGAGGCCCAAGGAUUUUGGCGAAGUUCAGGGCUGUGAGUUGCAUCAUUUUGCAGAUGCAAGUGAGUCUGGGUAUGGUGUUGCCACCUACAUGCGUGUGGUGAACUCUGCUGGUAAGGUUCACUGUGGGUUGGUGGCUGGGAAGGCACGCGUAGCACCUAUAAAACAAGUGACAAUCGUUCGUCUGGAAUUGACUGCGGCCACGGUGGCUGUUAGGGUGGAUGGUAUGUUAAGAAGGGAACUCCAGCUGCCCAUAACUCGGUCAUAUUUCUGGACAGAUAGUAUGUCAGUACUAAGGUACAUUCGGAAUGAGAGAACGAGAUUCCACACGUUUGUGGCCAACCGACUGGUGGUGGUCCAUGAAGGAUCGGAGGUGGCACAAUGGCGGUAUGUCAAUACCGAGCUGAACCCAGCAGAUGAGGCCUCGCGCGGGCAGACAGUUAAGGAGCUGGUCAGCAAUGAGCGUUGGACAAAUGGCCCCGAGUUUCUGUGGCGGGAUUGUACCGAGUGGCCGGAAGCCCCAGACAUUCUGUUCGAUGCUUUGGAUAAUGACCCUGAGAUCAGAAAGGUUGUCACGACUGGUGUGGUGCGAGCCACCAACUGCGAGAGCGAUGCUGUUCGCACAUUGAUUAACUAUCAUUCGAGCUGGUUGAGCUUGAAGCGUGUGGUGGCUUGGUUGCUGAGAGUAAAGUGGACUUUGAUUCAGCGAGUAAGAGGAGACUCCAUAGGGGCAAAGGAUGGCCAACUCAGCUUGAAGCCACUCUCAAUUCGCGAUAUGAGCUUAGCAGAGCGCGCUCUUCUGCAGUACGACCAGCGAAACGCAUUCGCGUCAGAAAUCGCCUGCUUGCAAGGAAGUGCUCCUUUAGGCAAGAGAAGUCCGUUGCGUAAGUUGGACCCUGUAUUCGACGUCGAGGACGGGUUGCUCCGGGUCGGCGGCAGACUAAGCAGAGCCAACCUCCCCGAGGAAUCUAAGCACCCUGUGAUCCUACCAAAGGACAGCCAUGUAUCGACGCUUAUCCUGAGGCAUGUUCACACUAGUGUCAUGCAUGAUGGUCGCAACCACAUGCUGAGUCGUCUACGGCAGCGUUUCUGGGUGAUUCAGGCCACCGCGGCCAUCCGCAGAAUUAUUCGUGAUUGCAUAGUGUGUCGGAGAUUGAAAUCGCGAGUGGGUGAACAGAAAAUGAGUGACCUUCCGGUGGACAGACUCACGGCGGACAAUCCUCCGUUUCACUCAACUGGCGUAGAUUUCUUCGGUCCGAUUGAAGCCAAAAGGGGGCGCUCUCUCGUAAAACGCUACGGGGUCAUGUUUACUUGUCUAGCCAUAAGAGCCGUCCACCUGGAGGUAGCUGAUAGUCUAGACACCAGUUCCUUCAUAAACGCAUUGCGUCGAUUCUUGGCCCGGCGUGGGCAGUGCGUGAGACUACGGUCGGACAAUGGUACUAAUUUUGUUGGUGCGCAACGAGAACUUAAAGGCGCAAUAGACAACUGGAACAUGAACCAGAUUAGCUCCUUCAUGUUGCAGAAAAACAUUGACUGGGGGUUUAACCCCCCUGCGGGGUCCCACCAUGGCGGAGUGUGGGAACGGAUGAUUCGUUCUGUUCGUAAAAACCUGAACAGCGUGCUGGGUCAACAGACCUUAGACGAGGAAGGUUUGCGGACCUUGCUAUGUGAGAUAGAGUCAGUGCUGAACGACAGACCCAUUACCAGGGUUUCCGAUCACCACAAUGAUCUGGAGGCCUUGACGCCUAAUCAUUUGUUAGUAAUGAAGCGCAAGCCUAGUUUGCCACCUGGCACAUUUGUCAGGCAGGACCUCUAUUCCCGACGCAGGUGGAGGCAGAUCCAGUACAUGAGUGACCUGUUCUGGAAACGGUGGGUUAAGGAAUAUCUGCCACUCCUCCAGGAGCGUCAAAAAUGGCUUGGAGUUCGCCGCAACAUCCAAGUUGAUGAUGUUGUGCUGGUAGUUGAUGAGAACGCGCCUAGGAAUUCCUGGUUGAUGGGUCGCGUCGAGGUUGUAAUGCCGGACAGGCUUGGAUGUUACAUCCCGGCACGACGCCGCACGCCCCUGGAGCUCAUGAGUGCACAGUCACUCUUGCAGCUCCACGCGGCCGACGACCACGACGACGACCCCAACGAUUGCCCCCAGCCGGACUACUGGCCAAUAGAAGAGCAGGACUGGCCCACCGCCGCCCCAGCCCCAGCCCAGCCCCAACCGGCUCCGAUGCAAGAGGACCACAGAGACACUGACGGCCCAGCCCCCGCCCAGCCCGUGGAUUGA